UCAGUGUCAAGCUGUUCGUCUGGGACCGGACGUCCUCUCUAAUAACAUCCGCGAAAAGCCCGUAGCCGUCCAAAUUACAUUCUUUUAAACUUACUCUACCUCUCGAUUUUAUCUGUACUACCACUAAGCUAUUUGCCUGAACCCGUCGAAAUGAUCAAAAACGGCCACCACGCUGCCGACAACCAGGAGGAUGAAGCCGGUUGCUGUAAGCCGGGCGGCUCAGUAUGCAGCCCCGAGAAAAGGAAACGCGUCGUUCGGUUGUGGUGUGACGGCUGUUAUGACAUGGUGCACUAUGGUCACUCCAACCAGCUACGGCAGGCCAAAGCCAUGGGAGAUUACCUCAUAGCUGGAGUGCAUACAGAUGCUGAAAUUGCCAAGCACAAGGGUCCUCCAGUCUUCACUCAGGAAGAACGCUACAAGAUGGUGCGGGCGAUCAAAUGGGUGGAUGAGAUAGUAGAAGGGGCACCUUACGUCACCACCCUGGAGACUCUGGACAAGUACAACUGUGACUUCUGUGUGCAUGGAGAUGACAUCACGCUGACUGUCGAUGGCAAGGACACAUAUGCAGAGGUGAAGCGUGCAGGUCGUUACCGGGAAUGUAAACGCACACAGGGUGUCUCCACCACUGACCUGGUGGGACGUAUGCUUCUCAUGACCAAAGCCCAUCACAGCAACAUGGAUAACCCAGAUUACCAGCAGCAUACAGACAACUUUGGAAAGGGUCCCAAAGGCCACAGUCCAUGGACAGGAGUGUCUCAGUUCCUCCAGACAUCCCAGAAGAUCAUCCAGUUCGCCUCAGGAAAGGAGCCGCAGCCCGGAGACACCAUCAUCUAUGUGGCUGGAGCAUUCGACCUCUUCCACAUUGGCCAUGUUGACUUCCUAGAGAUGGUCUACAAGCAGGCAGAGAGGCCCUAUGUCAUCGUAGGUCUGCACUUUGACCAGGAAGUGAAUCGGUACAAGGGCAAGAACUAUCCAAUCAUGAACAUCCACGAGAGAACACUGAGUGUCUUGGCCUGUCGGUAUGUGUCAGAGGUGGUGAUUGGUGCACCCUACGCAGUGGGCAAAGACCUGCUGGAUCACUUUAAGGUGGAUCUGGUGUGUCAUGGCAAGACGGAGGUGUUCCCAGACAAGGAUGGGUCAGACCCCUACGCUGAACCAAAGAAGAGGGGCAUAUUCAGGACCAUCGAUAGUGGGAACAAUCUCACCACUGAUGACAUCGUCCAGAGGAUCAUUGAAAACAGGCUGCAGUUUGAAGCCAGGAACCAGAAGAAGGAGGCCAAGGAGAUGGCGGUGAUUGAGGCGAUGAAGAAGAGAGAGCAGCAGGAGCAGAGUGAACCUGCAGCCCAGACUGCUCACUAGUGAAACCUCAGAUUUACUCCUGGUACGCUCAGCUUUAAGAUUGUGGACUCAGCUGACCCUGACAGAUGGUCCAUGUUGUCCUAAACUAGGCCUGCUAUGGGUGAAAAGACCCCCAGGGGGGGCAGUCGGUCUCUAGUGGUCCGCUGGGUGCAAAAUCCUGCUUUUAACAUUUGGCAGUAUGUCCUUCAUGCUGCUGGGCUAGCUUCUCUCAGUUCUCUUCUGUACGGACUCUACUCUAGCCUAAAUGGGAUUAGAUUAGACCUGCCUUGACAAGAACACAAACAAUCCAAACACCUAAUCCAUGCUAUGAUUUUUAACCUGCAAUAUCCCUUUACACUUCUCAUCCUCCACAGAGAACUUUUUAUGUUUUUCUUCUGUCAUAUUGUAUGUUUGUAUCCAUGAGUUCACACACUACGUGACCCUGUAUAGGUGUUAAAAUGGUAUGUUAAGCUUGUAAUUAUCCAUAACUUAUUGACAAGAUCUUAACAGCAUCGUCAGUUAAGAUUUCAAACCAAAUUAGUCUUUAAUGAUCAGUCAUACAAGUGUCAUCAGUGAGGUUGAAUGUUUUUAAUACACUUAGAAAUGUAGAUUUAUUUAAUUUUUAUGUUUUUGUCCAUCCUAAAAAAAAACCCUAAUUUUUACCUUAAAUAAUCUGUAAGUAGUCUUCUAAUUCUAACUGUGGAUUUUAACUACCUGAAUUUGCACCGAGCAUGUGUGUGUGUGUGAGAGAGAGAGCUGAGUGAGUGUUUAUGCUGUAAAUGACAGUAGUGCCUCAUUCCUAAAGCUAUAACUAAUGUUAGGGCUGUGAAUUGUAUCAGAAAGUCUGAACCACUGCGGUGUCUCCACAACUUUGUGCAGAGUUGUUGGGUCCCACUUUCUUCAGUCUUUGUUCAAGAAAUGUGUUUGUGAAAACCAGAAUGUCCUCCUCUCCUUUUUCACGAGACAAUCCAAGAUUUGGGACCCGGUCACUGUUAGUCUGUUGCAGUUUACUGUUGCUUCUUCUGUGACUGUAUGAGGUGCAUUACUUUGACGUGAGUUGCUGAUGGUGCAAGACUGUGUUUUUAAAGUGUGUCUGUGAGUUGGAAGGUGGGAUGGUAGCAGCCUGAGAGAUAAAUAUGUUUCUAAGUAUCAGAGUGGAAAUUUUCACAACCUUUCAGUCAGUAUAUUGCAAAUGUAAAUUUCCCUUUAUUAAAUAAAUCAGUAAUACUGCAAA
Lates calcarifer (barramundi perch) is the source of this 2572-nucleotide messenger RNA. RefSeq names its product phosphate cytidylyltransferase 2, ethanolamine (gene pcyt2). Gene Ontology annotation, molecular function: ethanolamine-phosphate cytidylyltransferase activity. Gene Ontology annotation, cellular component: cytoplasm. NCBI's taxonomy places the organism in Eukaryota, Metazoa, Chordata, Actinopteri, Centropomidae. The transcript is spliced from 12 exons. Gene Ontology annotation, biological process: phosphatidylethanolamine biosynthetic process. The record is from RefSeq and is a predicted model, not a curated record. The coding region runs from base 151 to 1359 and encodes 402 amino acids.